This is a messenger RNA of Staurois parvus, 2854 nucleotides long. NCBI's taxonomy places the organism in Eukaryota, Metazoa, Chordata, Amphibia, Anura, Ranidae. The record is from the annotation of a GenBank genome assembly.
UGUGCCUGGGAGUAUAUCAUGGAAGAUUGUUGCCGAGUGAGAAUAUCAUGGCGAUCUGUUGCCGGGAGAAUAUCAUGGGCAGAUCUGUUGCCGGGAGAAUAUCAUGGCAGAAUCUGUUGCCGGGAGAAUAUCAUGGAGAUCUGUUGCCGGGGAGAAUAUCUGGGCAGAUCUGUGCCGGGGACCGCACUAGUGUACAAUGUAUUUAUGACCUGCUUCAUGGUCUUCAGGGGGCGGACAUUCCUCCAAGAAUAUCUGGCUGUCUGAGAGUGUGCAGGAUCAUCCUGAUGGUGCAGAGGGAGUGGGUGAUGAAGAGCAGCCUCCUGAUCGCCAUGUCGGUGUACACCUACCUGCGACUGAUCGUGGACCACCACGGGGACCCCGCAGCUGCUGACUCUGCGACAGAAGGAGUGGACUUCUGCAUCAUGCUGCUGCGAGAGCGGUUCAUGCGUCUCGGGUAGGUACUUCCUGUUCAUGGCGUCUCGGGCAGGUACUUCCUGUCUCGGGUAUACUUCCUGUUCAUGCGUCUCGGGUAGGUACUUCCUGUUCAUGACGUCUCGGGCAGGUACUUCCUGUUCAUACUUCCUGUUCAUGGCGUCUCGGGUAGGUACUUCCUGUUCAUGACGUCUCGGGCAGGUACUUCCUGUUCAUACUUUCCUGUUCAUGACGUCUCGGGUGCGGUUUGGGCAGCAGAAGCGAUAUCAGGACUGGUUUCAGAGGCAGUACCUCUCCACCCCGGACAGCCAAUCCCUGCGCUGUGAUCUGAUUCGCUACAUAUGCGGCGUGGUGCACCCGUCUAACGAGGUGCUGAGCUCGGAUAUCCUGCCUCGCUGGGCCAUCAUUGGCUGGCUCCUGACCACCUGCACGUCCAACGUGGCCGCCUCCAACGCCAAGCUGGCUCUGUUUUACGAUUGGCUCUUCUUCAGCCCAGAGAAGGACAGCAUCAUGAAUAUCGAGCCGGCGAUCCUGGUGAUGCACCAUUCCAUGAAGCCGCAUCCAGCCAUCACUGCCACCUUGCUGGACUUCAUGUGUCGGAUCAUCCCCAAUUUUUACCCCCCUCUGGAAGGGAAUGUCAGACAAGGUGUGUACAGCUCCCUUACCCACAUCAUGGAGAAGAGGGUCCUGGCGCACCUGGCUCCAUUGUUCCACAACCCAAAGCUGGAUAAAGAGCUGCGAUCAAUGCUGAGAGAGAAGUUCCCGGAGUUCUGCAACCUGCCAUCUCCAGCCUCAGAAAUAAAAGUAGAAGAACCAGCGUCGAUGGAGAUGGACAACAGCCUAGCUGACAAAGAGGAGAGCUGCUACGACAACGCAGAGGCAGCGUUCAGUGAUGAUGACGAAGAACUGAACAACAAAACCACUGACAACGGAAAGAAACGAGACUUCAGGUUCCACCCCAUCAAAGAGACGAUCGUUGAGGAGCCGGUAGACAUCACGCCGUAUCUGGAACAGCUGGAAGAGCCACUGAGAGACAAGGUUGUUUCUUUGCAGAAGGAAAGUGACAUGGAGUCGCAGUGCGAGAUGAUGCAAGAUAUAGUGGAGCAGAUCCUAGAGGAUGACUUCGACUCGGAGCAGUUGUCCGUUUUGGCUUCCUGUCUCCAUGAGUUGUUCAAGCACCAUUUCCGGGGAGAGGUCCUACCAGAGGAGAUCACAGAUGAGUCUCUGGAAGAGUCUGUUGGAAAACCCCUCUACCUGAUAUUUAGAAACCUGAUCCAGAUGCAAGAAGAUAGCAAUGGCUUCUCCCUCCUCCUAGACUUACUGUCUGAACUUUAUCAGAAACAGCCCAAGAUUGGCUAUCAUCUUCUGUACUACCUAAAGGCCAGCAAAGCCGCGGCCGGGAAGAUGAACUUGUACGAGUCGUUCGCUCAGGCCACGCAACUCGGUGACCUGCACACCUGCCUGAUGAUGGACAUGAAAGCCUGCCAGGAGGAUGAUGUGCGUCUGCUGUGUUACCUGACCCCCUCCAUAUACAGCGAGUUUCCAGACGAAACGCUGCGGAGCGGGGAACUCCUGAACAUGAUUGUGGCCGUCAUUGACUCCGCCCAGCUGCAGGAACUGGUGUGUCACGUCAUGAUGGGGAACCUGGUGAUGUUCCGGAAGGACUCCGUGCUCAAUAUUCUAAUUCAAAGUUUGGAUUGGGAGACCUUCGAGCAGUACUGUACGUGGCAGCUCUUCCUGGCUCACAACGUCCCAUUGGAGACCAUCAUCCCCAUCCUGCAGCAUCUCAAGUACAAAGAACACCCUGAAGCUCUGUCCUGCCUCCUCCUGCAGCUCCGCAGGGAAAAGCCGACCGAGGAGAUGGUGAAGAUGGUGCUCAGCCGCCCGUGCCACCCCGACGACCAGUUCACCACCAGCAUCCUGCGCCACUGGUGCUUGAAACACGACGACCCCUUGGUGGAACACAUCAAGUCUUUACUCAUCAAGAACAACAGCCUGCCCCGCAAACGGCAGAGCCUGCGGAGUUCCAGCAGCAAGUUGGCGCAGUUGACGUUGGAGCAGAUCCUGGAACAUCUGGAUAACCUGAGACUCAACUUGUCCAAUACCAAACAGAACUUUUUCAGCCAGACGCCGAUCCUGCAGGCUCCUCCAGCACGUCCAGGCCAGCUGUGAUGAGGCACAUAAGAUGAAGUUCAGCGAUCUUUUCUCGCUGGCGGAGGAGUACGAAGAUUCGACAAAGGCGCCAAAGAGCCGGCGGAAAGGGCCCAUGACCAGCCCACGCAGCAGGAAGACCACGGCGCAGCCAACCAACACGGAGGAGGAGUCUGCGUCCAGCAGCGCCUCGGAAGAGGAAGACGCGAAGCCAAAGCCCAGCAAGCGGAAGAGGAAGGGCUCCGCGGCGGUGGGAUCGGACAGCGACUGA